AUGGCACUCGAAGGUAGUACAAAUCUAAGUCAUACUGGAAAAUUAUAUCAGGGAAAAGGGAUCAAAUUAUCUGUAAAAGUUGAGCCGCUGGAAACCUUAAUUGAGUUGAGCCGUCAUAUCAAAGGGAAGAUUAUGCAAGAUUUUAAAAGGAAAUAUGGAAAUAUCUUGGAUCUUCUGCCAGUCACAAUACAUAAUGAUGCAAUAAUGGAAUUAAGCCAAUAUUGGGAUGCCUCGUUAAGAUGUUUCACAUUUCAAGACUUCCAAAUGGCACCGACUUUGGAAGAAUAUGGAGAAAUUUUGAGAAUGCCCCUUAAGGAGAACAUGGCAGUAUAUCUUUAUCCUGGAUAUUUACCAUCUCGAGGCACGAUAGCGAAAAUUUUGGAAAUUCCUAAGGAAAAGGUACGAAUGGUUUGCCCAGGACAAACAGAGGGAAUCUCAAGAGCUGAUGUAGAAGCCCACUUGAAAGUUUUGGCAGGAAAAGAGGCUUGGGUUACAUUUUGCAGAGUCUUUGCCUUAUGCAUAUAUGGAAUAAUCCUGUUUCCAUCAUCAAUUGGCAUAAUUGACUUAGGAGCCAUUAGUGUAUUCCAAAUGGUGGAAUACCAUAACGUGAAUCCAGUACCAGCAAUCUUGGCAGAAACGUACUUGACCUUAACUCAAUGUCACGAUAAAGGGAAAGGAAAGGUCAAUUGUUGUAUUGCAUUACUGGAUUUAUGGAUGCUUGGCCACCUUUAUGGAAAGACGCUUCCUUUCAGAAAGAAGAACGACUCAGACAGUAAUCCACUCAUGUCUUUUAAAGGCCAAUUCAUGAUUGACGGAAUGAGCUACAUGGAUUGGAAAAGAACCUUCUCAGAACUUAAAGAAAGUUCCAUUUUAUGGAAACUAGACUGGUGGUGGAAAGAGGAGGUUAUUUACCAUUGUGGUGACUUUCCGAAUGUGCCUUUAAUGGGACCCAGAGGGUGUAUCAACUAUAACCCUUCCUUAGCGUUAAGGCAACUGGCCUAUAAGCAAAAUGUUCCUUCUAAGAAAGAGGUGCAGGAGUUAUACUUUCUACAUAAGGAGGAUGGGACAAAGUUAUUAAGCCAGAAUGUCAAAGAAGCAUGGCAAGAGAUAGGUUACAAAGGGAAGAUUGAGCUAGGGAUACGUGUAGUAAACUCAAGUCCAGAAUACACUACUUGGCUGAAGAGUAUGAUUCAAGGAGCAAAUCCUUUAUUUCAUCCUCAAAAUCCCUUGUUAGGCAAUGACUUGAAAGAGAUUAAUGGCCAAUUGGUUGAAUGCUUGAAGAUGAAGGAAAAUGAGUUACAAGCGCUUGCUAACUUAGAGUCUAAGAAUAAAGAAGAAUUGGAAAAAUACCAAAACGAAUGCGUUGAGUUACGGAGGAAGCUAGCAAAGGAAAGAGAAGGGGAAAAUGAUGCAUUGAAGAAGGAAUUACAAGACAUCAGACCCAUUGAGGAGAUGCAGCAAGAAAUCAAUACGCUCACAAGACAAUUGGAAAGGAAGGUGAAUGAACUAGCCAGGGUGAGAGGAAGUGCAGCUGAGACAGCACAGAACUUUGUUCAGAGGCUUAAUCAACAAAAUGAAGUCUUAGAAGAGUGGAAAUCACUUUGCCUUGAUCAAACAGAAGAAACCAAAGAGUGGAUGUUAAAAUGUAGGCAGAUAAUUGAUUUGGCUAAUGACAAAAUUCCAGAAUUUGCAAGAGCAUUUAAGCAAGCUGAAGGCAUGGUUCUCCCUGGGGGAACUCCAUUAGAGAUUGUUGAAUUCUUCCAUUUGUGCAAUGAAAUUGUAAAAGAACUCAAUAGCGUGACGAAGUUCUAA
This is a messenger RNA of Prosopis cineraria, 1812 nucleotides long. RefSeq lists its product as uncharacterized. The record is from RefSeq and is a predicted model, not a curated record. The coding region runs from base 1 to 1812 and encodes 603 amino acids. The transcript is spliced from 2 exons. Lineage: Eukaryota; Viridiplantae; Streptophyta; Magnoliopsida; Fabales; Fabaceae.